Molecule: messenger RNA, 1221 nt
Organism: Polyodon spathula (Mississippi paddlefish)
Lineage: Eukaryota; Metazoa; Chordata; Actinopteri; Acipenseriformes; Polyodontidae
Gene: hspb1
Product: heat shock protein, alpha-crystallin-related, 1
Exons: 3
Coding region: 107-721 (204 amino acids)
Biological process (GO): response to heat; protein refolding
Molecular function (GO): protein folding chaperone
Source: RefSeq, a predicted model, not a curated record
CAAGCAACUGCUGUCACUGCCGACCCACAAGCACAGAUAGAGAGAGCUGAAAGUGAAGACAGAAACCUUUUUUUUUUCUACCUGGAAGUAUAGUAUCCUCUUCCUCAUGUCUGAGCGUCGCGUUCCCUUCAGCUUCCUUCAUAGCCCUAGCUGGGACCCGUUCCACAACUGGUACCAGGGCAACCGGCUCUUCGACCAGAACUUUGGCAUGCCUACCACCAGUACCAUGCCUGAAGAAUGGUACCCAUGGGCAAGCACUCACUGGCCAGGAUACGUGCGCCCCCCGGUUGCAGGUCUACCAAUAGACGCAGCGGCAGCGACCCAUGCUCAAAUGGCCCAAGCCCCCAUCAUGCCCCCAAGUCCUUUCCAUUAUCCUCGCAUCAUGAACCGGCAGCUGAGCAGUGGGGUGUCUGAAAUCAAACAGACCUCAGACCACUGGAAGGUCAGCCUGGACGUCAGCCACUUUUCACCAGAGGACAUCGUGGUGAAGACCAAAGAUGGUGCAGUGGAAAUUACCGGAAAACAUGAAGAGAGGAAAGAUGAACACGGAUACAUUUCAAGAUGUUUUACUAGAAAGUACACACUGCCUGCUGAAUGUGAUGGAAGUCAAGUAUCAUCAACUCUGUCUCCUGACGGAGUGCUGACAGUGGAGACUCCGCUACCCAAGCCAGCCAUACAGGCUGCUGAGGUCACAAUCCCAAUCGCUGCUGUGAAGAAAUGAGGAAUCAGCAGCUCCCAGUUUAAAGAGCGAUUCCUUCCUUCAAUACACUCAAAGAAAAACAAGUGCUUGUGACAGCAGUUUAUCUGUAGUGUGACCGUAUAGUAACAGCACACGUUCGAAAUUGAUUUAUGCAAUGUAAAUUAGAAAAACAUUUUGUACUAUUGCAACUAGUAAUCUAAUAGUAUUCAGAUUGCUUGUCUUUUUAAUUUGUAGUACGCUAUCAAUCCCUGGAUUGAUGAAAUUGUAGUGAUAAUUUGCAAUCUAGGUGGUAGAGUAAGUUUGACUAAUAAACUUUUAUUUUUAAUUCUAAAAACAUAGUAAGUGAAAUAAUAUGUAUGUAUAUAUGUUGGUAUGUGUGCAUGUAUAUAUGUGAAUGUUAUUAGUGAUGGAAGCCCCUCUUGAGGCAAUGUUGCAGUACUGUGCAGUCAGUCUAUGAGUCCAAACAGACAAGGAAAAAAGAAAGAUCUAAAAGGCUUCUAUUAAACAAACAAGAAUACAAA